AUGCAUUUCUUUAGCUUUCCUCCUCAUUUUUUCUUUCUUUUAUUUUCCGUCAUUUCUUCUUCAUUACCUAAUCUUCCCCACUUUUUUUUCCCUAGAAUUUUAUCUCCUUCUUUUCUUUAUUAUGUAAUUUCUUUUUCUAUUAUUUCUAACCUUUUACCAUCUGGCUAUCUCCCUUUUAUUCUUUUAUAUACCUUUCUUUUUUUGUCAAUUUGGCCCGACACAGGGAUUCUGUCCUCACGGUCCACAGAUGGACAGAGUCCUCUUUUGCCAUUUCUUGUUCCGCAUCUCUCUCACUCUACCUUUAAAUCUUUUUCACCUCUAUUUCUCUCUGUUCCUAUCAUUUUGUCACUAUCUUUCUAUCUAUCUCUUUUAACCUAUCUUUCUCUAUAUAUAUCUAUUUCUCUAUCUCUCGCUUUCUCUCUGUCAUUUCUUACUCCAUUUUUAUCACUCUGUAUCUAUAUUUCAAUAUCUUUCACUUUAUGUAUCACUGUGCAUCUCUCUUUCUCUCUCUCUUCGUUAUUCUAUCUAUUUCUUAGCAUCUUUGUACUUCUCAAUUUCUCUCUGUACCUCUUUCUCUUUCUUUCUCAGCCAUUCUCUCCCUCUCUGUCCACUCUGUUUAAAUUUAUUUCUAUAUCUUUUCCUUUCUCUUUCUCUACGUAUGUUUCUGUCUCUAGCAUUCUCUCCCUCUUUCCAUCUAUUAGUCUCUCUCUUUCUGUAGAUUUUUGUCUCCUAUCUCUUUCUCUAAGAUACUUUCUCUCUCUCUUUGUACCUAUUUAUCUCUAUCUUUCUCUCUCUAUCUAUCCUUCUAUCUUUAUCUUUCUUUCUCAGCCCAUCACUCUUCCAGUUCCUCUGUUUGUGUCUUGCUUUCUGUUUCUUUUUGUUGUUUAUUCUCUCAGUUUCUAUCUCUCUCAUUAUCAGUCUGUCUUUAUGCACCCUCUCUCUGUGUAUGUCUCUUUCUUGCUCUCUCUCCAUUUUUAG
Messenger RNA from Acanthosepion pharaonis, 978 nucleotides. The record is from the annotation of a GenBank genome assembly. Lineage: Eukaryota; Metazoa; Mollusca; Cephalopoda; Sepiida; Sepiidae.